AUCGAAAUCAGUUCGUAGUGGGGCUGGGGACAGGCCACUCCUGGGGAAGCAACUUCUCUCCGGUUAGAGGGACUGUCGGAGGAGUUGUGCGGAGCUGUGGGCGGUGAGGGGAGAGGCGUCUUUGCUUUUCCUUUCCCGACUGGGAAUGGAAAUGACCUGUCUAGUGUCGUGGGAGAAGAGAGGCCGGGGGGGGGGGGGGGGGGGAGUGCAAACGCGCGCGCAAGUUAGCAGAGAGCUCCGGCGCUGCCUCCCAGGCCGGAAGGAAAGGGCCGGGAGUCUAGGAACAAAAGCCGCACCAUAAAGCUCAGCUUGGGACGCUCCUCGGUGCAGUCCUCUGGUCCUGCGCGGGAGAGGGCGAUCGGAGGGGCUUCGAGAACGAAGGACCUCGCUGCUGGCUCUGGGGACAUGGGAAGUCCGCUGGCGCCCUUCUCCUGAGGACGACCCUGGCCUUGACCAGCAGAGCAGGGGACCCAGGCCAAAGGAGGCUUCUUCGGGCCCCGCGCAGUCCUGCGCGCCCUCCCGCGCUCCUCCGGCCGCUGCCCGCCGUCGCCCUCGCGCGCCCCCGCCCCCCCCUGCCUGGAUGGCGGCGCCCGGCCGGGGCCCCCGAGGGCCGCCGCUGACCAUGCCCGGGCGCCGGGGGGCGCUGCGCGAGCCGGCUGGCUGCGGCUCCUGCCUGGGGGCGGCGCUGGCCCUGUUGCUGCUGCUGCUGCCGGCCGGCUGCCCGGUGCGGGCGCAGAACGACACGGAGCCCAUCGUGCUGGAGGGCAAGUGCCUGGUGGUGUGCGACUCGAGCCCGUCGGCGGACGGCGCGGUCACCUCCUCCCUGGGCAUCUCCGUGCGCUCGGGCAGCGCCAAGGUGGCCUUCUCCGCCACGCGGAGCACCAACCACGAGCCGUCCGAGAUGAGCAACCGCACCAUGACCAUCUACUUCGACCAGGUAUUAGUAAAUAUUGGCAACCAUUUCGAUCUUGCCUCCAGCAUAUUUGUAGCACCGAGAAAAGGCAUUUAUAGCUUCAGCUUCCACGUGGUCAAAGUGUACAACAGACAGACCAUCCAGGUCAGUUUGAUGCAGAACGGCUACCCAGUGAUCUCAGCCUUUGCGGGGGACCAGGACGUCACCAGAGAAGCCGCCAGCAAUGGUGUCCUGCUGCUGAUGGAGAAAGAGGACACCGUGCAUCUCAAACUGGAGAGGGGCAACCUCAUGGGAGGCUGGAAGUACUCCACAUUCUCGGGCUUCUUGGUUUUCCCUCUAUGAACACAGAGCCCCCAGACGGUGGGGAAGUUGCGAUCUGGACCCAGGCGUCUGCCCUUCCGAACACCCUGAACUUGCCAGGACAGGACCACUUGGUUCCAACCUCCUUCAGACUGUUGAGGUAGAAGAAUGAUUUCCUUCUAAAUCUCCAGUAUUUUCUUUGCAUAUCGGCCACUCCUCGGGAACCUGGCUUCUAAUUAGUUUUAGACGACGAGGUCUUAAGGAGAAACGAAUUUAUCGAUUUGAGCAAUUUGUACCUGUGAUCGUAAAGUCAAUACUGGAUUUUAUUGUCGGGGCCGUUGACUUCUCUUCCUUUUGUUUGUACGUUGUAUUGUUGCCCCACGCGAGGAGUGCCGUCGAUCUCCAGGAUGGAUUGCAGGUCGCAGGCGGGACUCAGAGCAAGAGCCCCACGAAUCACCACCGGCCGGAUAGUCCUUGAAAUGUGUUCUUUGUGUGUCUGUUCCGCCUUAAGGAAAAGAACGGCUUCGCUUUCAUUCUGUAUUUGCCCCCGGGUGGACGGGAGGCCUCGGGAGGGGGAAGGGGACAUUGUGAAUCUGUCAAGAAGCGCUUUAUCCGGAGAAGCAAAUUUUGCACGAUGGGACUGCGACUUUUGCUUUGUAUUGUUUACGUGUGUGUGUGGGUUUUUUUAGUUGUCGCUGUUCUUUUUUUUUUUCUGGAAAAGCUUUGCUUUCUUUCCACACUCAGCUCUCCCUCCUUACCCUUACUUCUAUUUUUCGUCCUGGGAUGGGGGAGAGAAACGUAUGUCGAUUUCUUGAAUGAGACCAAACAAACAAAACAGAAAUAUACCUGUGUAUUUUGUUGUGGAUGAGACCGCACCAAACAGAAGGUACCCGUAUCUCGGAGUCCAAGUAGCAGACGGACAAUUCUGUUUCUUUCAAAGAGAUUCUCUCAGAUGCACCUUUAGAACUAACCAGCUGGAUUGUUGGUUUUUUUUUCUUUCUCUCUCUCUCUCUCUUUUUUUUUUUUUUUUUUUUUUUUUUUUUUUUUUUUUUUUAACGCUCUGGAAUACUUUAACAACUUGAUGUUCCUGGGUGGCCUGAAUCACAUAAGAGAAGCAUGGGAGCGUAAUGACCGAGUGUUCUAAACACACGCUUCCUUGGCCCAGCGUGCUUCGGUCUUCCCAGCUGCCUGUCUUCAUCUGUCUGUGUCCACCCCUCCGUGAGUGCAUCCGGAUCAGGUGUUUCAAAGCCAGCAGGAUGGGCUACUCCCCUCCAGGAUCCUCCUCUGAUCUGCCAAGGAAAGAGGCAUGUUGACACUCUCUGGGAGCACCUGGCAAGAAGCCACCUGGAAGUCACAGCGGUUACAGGUAUUGGCGGAGGCACCCUGGGAGCAGUUUUGCAAAGCCUUCCUGUUUGGGCACCUUGUACAACAAUAGUGUUAAGACGCGGCUGGGAGAUGAUGGGUGCAGGGUUCAUAGGCCAAGGAAAUGUUGCUAAUCCCAAAGCAAUCCAAGAAAAGACCUCACAGCGAACGUUAAUUUGUCUUUUGUGUAACACUGUAACCAAAAUAUUGAUGAUAAAAAGUCAUAAUUUAAGAUUCAGAAUAAAUGGGUUUGAUGUCUGGCUUGCUCUAACGCCU
This is a messenger RNA of Acinonyx jubatus (cheetah), 2851 nucleotides long. It is a transcript of the gene CBLN2, whose product is annotated as cerebellin 2 precursor. The coding region runs from base 581 to 1255 and encodes 224 amino acids. The transcript is spliced from 4 exons. The record is from RefSeq and is a predicted model, not a curated record. Gene Ontology annotation, molecular function: protein binding. NCBI's taxonomy places the organism in Eukaryota, Metazoa, Chordata, Mammalia, Carnivora, Felidae.